AUGGUAGUUCAGGAUAAAUGGAAAAAAAAGGCAACAAUAGCCUACAGAAAAAAACAUAACAUUCAAAAUGCACCACCAAAACCACGUAAAAAGGACUUGGGGACGAACGAAUGGCGUUUUCAAGAGGCAUCAGGAUUUUUCGGCGAAGGCCCAGAGGAAGAGGAAUUUCCCAGUUUAGAGAGAUUGAAAGAGAAACAACAGGCUAGUAACGAAGAGGAUGAGGAGCAGCAAGAGGAAGAGGUCGAUUAUUCGAAACUACAAGCGCGUCCUCUCACUGGAAUGGGAAUUGGCCAGCAACGGCCUAAAGCUAAGAUAAAAUCAAUUAAGCGGGAAGAAGUACAGGAUACGAUACAAGCAGCUGAACAUGAGAAAUCUAUUCAAGACUUUCGGAAACGAUAUAAUGUUGAGAAGCCCAAGUUUAGCUUACCGAAUGCCUCAGGACAUAUAGGGAAAGAGGAAGAUAUCGAUGACCUUUUAAAAGAGACAGAUUCGUCCGAACAUAACACUUUUCAAAAUGAGUUCAACUCAGAUACACAACGUCCUUAUCCAUCCUUGUCUUCUCCGUCUCUUCCAACGACCACUGCCAAAGACCAGUCCUGGCUAGAUGAUUUGUUACGGUAA
This is a messenger RNA of Schizosaccharomyces octosporus yFS286, 621 nucleotides long. RefSeq lists its product as uncharacterized. The transcript has a single exon. The record is from RefSeq and is a predicted model, not a curated record. The coding region runs from base 1 to 621 and encodes 206 amino acids. Lineage: Eukaryota; Fungi; Ascomycota; Schizosaccharomycetes; Schizosaccharomycetales; Schizosaccharomycetaceae.